CCGGACUGACAUGCGGGGCGGACUAGCCCUGUGCUGGGCGUCCCGCCGCAUGUCUGGGAAGAUGAUCGUAAACGAAAAACUCGGAAUGACCCCCAUUGUGCCCAGGGUCCACAGCUAUUGCCAUUCACUGCUUUUGUUGCCGAUGUGAGACGGAGACUUGUAUCUGCUGAGGUUUAUGUAGCUUCAUUUAUCUUUAUGGUCUCUGUGGCAGCGCCUGUGCGCCUGGGAGCGCAGCUGUUUCCUCCGACACUCCUACGAUACUGCCAUAACACGCCCCAUGAGGCGGACUUUUUUGCAUUCACUUCAAGCCACCUCCCAGUCUCUGCCCAUUUCUGAUACUGUCUGUCACAAUCACAACGGCGCCCCUGUGGGGUACACUCCGUGUAACGCAUGCUCCGUAGGGGUUCUCUGUGCGGAUUGCACACUUGCAAAUAAUCGCUCAGUUUCGGGAACAUCAUAUAAAAUGCAAAUUUAUACCAACGUAUAUAUCACACGUGUAUGACUAGGGACCUGGGGGGUAAUUCAGACUAGAUCACCGCAGCGGCAGCAAUCACAGUCUGAAUUCUUUUAUGGAGUGCGCUCGGGCAGCUGGGCGCACUGCGCUGGUGCACCCCGGGAGCCCAGUGACAUGCUAAAAGCAUCUCAGGGCUGCGGUCGCCUCUGUCUGAUUGACAGGCAGAAGUGGUCGCAGGGCGGGAGGGGACGUGCCAACGGCAUUAGAACGCCGUUGGCGGGGCGCAGUCUUGACAUCCCAGGUGUGUCCGAUCAGUUGCGAGGGCGGGCCGCGGUGGGUAGCCGCCUGCCGGUGUGCAGGAGCUGCACUGGCAGGGAGCUACUCACCGGGUGCAAAAGCAAUGCCGCUGUGCAGUGCUUUUGCACCCGUGCGGGGAAAGGCAGAGCCAGACGUGCGGGGCGGACUAGCCCUGUACUGGACGUCCCCCCACAUGUCUAAAUUUAGCACAUCUAUGAUCAGAUCUGAAUUAGGCCCCUGUUUUAUUUCCUUAUACAGUUGUGCAAUGAGAAAAUAGAAAUACCCAGCGGGGAAUCCUCGGCAGUCGGGCGACAGAACGUGUAACGUGGCCCUACACAGACGGAGCAAGUAGCCUAGUUUGCCAAAAAAAUAAAAAUUCCAUGAAACUCAGUUUGCUCAUCCAGGUGCUUCAUUAACGUGUUUGGAUAACAAUGACCACUUACCUGGUGUGACAUAACUCAGCGCAAAGCAGGUAAUCCAUAUGUGACAGAAAAUACAGACACGUGAAACUGACUGCUCCUCACGAGCUACACUAGCUGAACAGCCAAUCACGAGCGGUCUCUCAGAUAGCCAAUCACAUAAGAGUCUGCUCCUGACUGGCUGACAACGAUCCCUUCAUUUUGCUUCGGGUGUUCCUCAGGUGCGGCCUGUACAUUCUGUUUGGCUUUUUAACCACCACUUAAAACUUGGGACGGAUUCAUUUUUACCUAGCGUGAAACAUGGAGGAUCAGACCUCCAAGCCAGCACUUGUAAAACACGGAUAUCUGACAACUGGGGGGAGAUUUAUCAACGUUUGGAGAGAGAUACAGUGGGGAGAGAGAUAAACUACCGGCCAAUCAGCUCAGAACUGUUAGAUUUCAAACACAAACUGUCAGGAGCUGAUUGGCUGUUAUUUUAUCUCUCUCCAAGCUUUGAGAAAUAACCACAGUUUAUCUCUCUCCACGUUGUCUCUGUCCUAGGUUCAACACAUCAUACUUUGUUUCUCUCCACUUUAUCUCUCUCCAAGACUCCUGGGCUGAAAGCCCCGCAAUGUAAGCGGGAGCCGGUAUCCUGCCCAGCAGUCCCCUUCUGGUCACAUCCAAGCAGAGCUAUUAUUAUUUCUUUUAUUUUUGUCUUUUAAGGACUGCCUUCACCCAAACUAAGCAGAGGAUGCGAGAGGAGCAGCUGACGUCAAAGUCUAAGUAAACUGAGGGCUGGUUCCUGUAUCCCUGAGACUCUGGCAGUCUGCACACUGCAGUCACUUCAUCCUGGAUGCCGGGAGAUCUGCGGCUGAUCCCUCCUCACUCGCUUGUCAACAUAGGUCGACAUGGACACCGUCUAGGAGUACCGCGUCCCCUCGCAUAGCUCGCCAUACUUCGGGCACGGCGCUCGGCACACUAUUAUAUCCCUCCUCCGGGUCCACUGGGAUGGUACAUCCAGCUGUGGACUGGGUCACACCACUUGGCUUCAUGUAGGUUCUAUGGUGCUGAAAAUCACUGUACGGCUUCACAAACUCAUCUUAUGUUUAAUAAACAGGAUCCUUUGACGUAGUCUGCUGCCUCUCUCUCAUAAGAUCGAUUUGAGGAGUGACCAUGGAGUGCCUACUGGGCCAAACGCCUGACAUGGUCAACCACACCUUGGCUAACAUGAAGCAGAAUAGUUCUCAGGCCAACACAGAAGACCUCCAGUCGAACUCACUGACGGACUUAGAUGAGGUGUUACAUAAUAAGUUUUAUCGUCUUUGGGUUGCGCUGCUAGUCAUUAACACCCUCAUUUUCCUGGUGGGUAUAAUAUUAAACAGUUUGGCCAUCUAUGUGUUUUGCUUCCGGACCAAAGCAAAGACCACAUCAGUCAUCUACACCAUCAACCUGGUGGUGACCGACCUCCUGGUAGGCCUCUCUCUACCGACCCGCAUCAUCAUGUACUACAGCGCCAAGGCUUGCCGAACCUGUGCCUUUGUCCACAGCUUCACCUACUUUGUGAACAUGUAUUGCAGUAUUAUUUUUCUGACCUGCAUUUGCGUCGACCGCUACAUGGCUAUCGUGCAGGCUGAGGCAUCGCGCAAGUGGCGGAACCCUAACUAUGCCAAGUGCAUCUGUAUUUUUAUUUGGAUAUAUGCCGUCGUGGUCACCUUCACCAUCUUGACCACUACCAUUGGUCACCCGAAGUGCUGCCUCUACCAGCUCUUCACACUGACCAUUUUUGAGUACUUUGUGCCUCUUAUAAUCAUCACCUUCUACACUUUACGGAUCAUGUGGGCCUUGUCCAGGUCAACGCUGAUGAACCAGAGCCGGGAGAGGCGCAUGAAGGCCGUGCAGCUCCUCAUCACUGUGCUGAUCAUCUUCACCGUUUGUUUCACGCCCAUUCAUGUCAGCCAGGUGGUCUUCUGCACCAAGACGUCCGUGCCCCGCGACGUCAUACUCAUCGUCUACCACGUCACGGUGACUCUCAGCAGUCUCAACAGUUGUAUGGACCCGAUCGUCUACUGCUUUGUCACCAACAACUUUCAGUCCACGAUGAGAAGCAUCUUUCGAAAGCAUCGACCCGAGCAGGCGAGUAUAGACAUUGUGAGUCUAAACAAGAACUCCAAAGGUUCGGGGACAAUGACGGCCAUAUCCAACGCAAUAGUAACCCUGCCUUUACAACAUAGCAAUCUUAUAUAGUGCUGACAAGUGUCCAGCAAUUGCUAACCAGACAGUGAACAUAGUAUUUAAAGACUUGGGGACUGCGCACAACCUGUGAUCUUAGGACAACAGACUCAUUCCUAAGAAGAUAUAUUUGUACAUAGGCGAAUUAAAUUGUAGGAGUUUAGUUUUUGUUUUUUCCAUUUUUCUUUUCCUUUUUUUAAUUAAAGCUAAUUAAUUACCCUUGUGCUAAAUUGAUGCUUAUAAACUGAACGUGCAAUAAAUUAUUUUGGUCUCGUCGGCAGAGCAGGUGAUGACAUUUGCCUUUAAAAAAUGUUACGUAGUU
Molecule: messenger RNA, 3700 nt
Organism: Pseudophryne corroboree (corroboree frog)
Lineage: Eukaryota; Metazoa; Chordata; Amphibia; Anura; Myobatrachidae
Gene: GPR20
Product: G protein-coupled receptor 20
Exons: 4
Coding region: 2323-3393 (356 amino acids)
Biological process (GO): positive regulation of Rho protein signal transduction; phospholipase C-activating G protein-coupled receptor signaling pathway
Cellular component (GO): plasma membrane
Molecular function (GO): G protein-coupled receptor activity
Source: RefSeq, a predicted model, not a curated record